Messenger RNA from Talaromyces marneffei, 1884 nucleotides. RefSeq lists its product as uncharacterized. Bases 1 to 1884 code for a protein of 627 amino acids. The record is from RefSeq and is a predicted model, not a curated record. Gene Ontology annotation, cellular component: nucleus. NCBI's taxonomy places the organism in Eukaryota, Fungi, Ascomycota, Eurotiomycetes, Eurotiales, Trichocomaceae. Gene Ontology annotation, biological process: DNA-templated transcription; regulation of DNA-templated transcription. Gene Ontology annotation, molecular function: transcription cis-regulatory region binding; DNA-binding transcription factor activity, RNA polymerase II-specific; zinc ion binding. The transcript is spliced from 11 exons.
AUGCUACCUGAUGAUGAAUCAUCAAGUAAGACGCGUCGCAUUUCUCGAGCUUGUCUCCAGUGCCGAGCAAGAAAGCAGCGCUGUGCGACUGCAUCCGAACCGCUAAAUGUCCAGGCGCCCUGCCAACGGUGUCAGAAAUAUGAAAUCACCUGUUCAUUUCAAACGGAUACUGCACUUGGGCCUACGCAAAAUCCAGGGCCCUCACGCGUUGCACAGUUGGUUGUUGAGCUUCAUCAAAAAAUCACACAACAUGAGACUAGGAUUUCUGAACUAGAGAAAAGCUCUUCCCCGAAGACUAAAUUAGUAUCACGAGGCAUCUUAUCACUCAAUGAUGCUGGAAAAGCCGUUGAAAUAUACUUCACGCAUUGCCAUCCAAUGGCUCCCGUCCUUAACGAAAGUCUUCUUAAUACUUGGCCAAAUUUACGGACCUCGAAUCCGAUUCUUUUCCUCGCCAUCUGCUCCGUUGGAUUACGUUUUUGGGAGACGGGCCAGACUCAAUCCAACAUGGUACCUAGUACAUACCCUCGUUUCUCGGAACUUACAGCAUUGUUAGACCAAAUUGUUUCGAAGCUUCUUCUCCGACCAACGCCAUCAGAUGUUUCUUUGGAUUCUAUUCUUGUGCUUCUGUUGUAUGCUCAAUGGAUGCCUUGUAACUCGGGCAACGAAAGCUAUCAGUCUACAACCCGUGCGGAGGCAACAGGGGCGCCAAAUAGUCGCUAUAAUGAAGUGAGCGCAUGGGCUAUAUUUGGUCUCGCCCUUCGCUACGCUUUACUACUAGGCCUAGAUCGAGCGGCUAUUGCACCUUUCCAUGGUCCGAUAGAUUCAAUAACAGAAAAUGAUGUCUCUCGCCUACGGGUGUGGUAUAACUUACUCAACUGUGACUUUAACCUCAUGCUCAUAUCUGGACUUCCAGCAUCUGUCGAUCCAGCACCGUCAGCCCAAGUGGCAGAACGCUUUGCUUCCAGCAUUUACAGCAAGCAUCCAGGGGAUAUCAGGGUUUCAGGUCUUGUAGAGCUUGUGUCGAUAGUUCACCGUGCCAUGCAAAGCUGUGUUGACAUGUCGGGACAUCAAUUGAGCCCAUCUUGUCUGAGAAAACUGAACAUCGACUUGGAAAAAUGGGAACAAACCUGGUAUAUGCGACUACGGAAUACGGAAUCGCAGCACAAUCAGCUUCCAUUCAAUUCAGUUCGAUCGUACCGUCUAGCUCUGAAUAGUGCCUCACUAGGCCCAUUACUAUCGCCAGCGGCACAAAAGUCUCAGCCAACGUCACGAGCAUCUCAACUACAGUCCCUUGAUAUUAGUCUCAGCGCAGCAGCACAGAUGCUAAUUUCACUGUGCAGCGACGGUGAGACCUAUGUCUGGGACUUAGAAUCCCAAAACGCACCCAGCUUUCCCAGUCGUCCAUUCCAUGUUGAUGUUGCUGCAGUUCGGCGUUUAUACUAUGCCGUUGACCCUACUUGGAUUUCUUAUGCAUUUGCUGUGACUUUUUUGACACUGUGUUACAUACGAGGGGUCAUAGAUGAGGACCUACAAAUACACCACGCCAACAUCGCGUCCCCGGAAAACACGACUCUUCUCCCAGCAAGCUCGGGGUCUAUUAUUGCCAGCCUUCUAAGACUUGCUACUGAUGUAUUCGAUAGUGUGUGUUCAACAGUGAGUUACCAUCCGGCGUACGAAUUUCGAGCAGUCGUUCACGGAGCAAUGGCGCUUUUACUGGCGCCUGGUAGUUCUGGUGAUCAUGGAACGCAGGAGAUUGACGAAAUAGCUCUUCAGUCUCUUCUGGAUUUAAUAAAUGAUGCUGGUUUAGAAUGGCCAGGGAAUAUGGCAGAUGUUACAAAUGACUUAAAUGGUGGUUGGGAAGCCUGUGGACUUUUCGGCAUGUAA